Messenger RNA from Scutellospora calospora, 192 nucleotides. NCBI's taxonomy places the organism in Eukaryota, Fungi, Glomeromycota, Glomeromycetes, Diversisporales, Gigasporaceae. The record is from the annotation of a GenBank genome assembly.
UUCAAAUUAAUAAAGACUUAUUUAAUGAUGUUUACUUUGAAAUUUUAAAUAUAAAUUUUGAUCAAAUUUCUUUGAAUACACUUAUCUCAGCCUUUAGUUUCGCUGCAGCAAGACCUCAAAGAACCUUGAAACUUGGACCAAGUCUCUCUACGCCUCCUUUCUGCCCUUCAUCUCAAGGUUUUAGUAGUCAAG